Messenger RNA from Argiope bruennichi, 2087 nucleotides. RefSeq names its product organic cation transporter 1-like. NCBI's taxonomy places the organism in Eukaryota, Metazoa, Arthropoda, Arachnida, Araneae, Araneidae. Gene Ontology annotation, cellular component: membrane. Gene Ontology annotation, biological process: transmembrane transport. The record is from RefSeq and is a predicted model, not a curated record. Gene Ontology annotation, molecular function: transmembrane transporter activity. The coding region runs from base 223 to 1887 and encodes 554 amino acids. The transcript is spliced from 10 exons.
UUAUGAUUUUUUGACAGGAAGAAGCAUUUGUGACGUGAAGAAUAUUGACAGAACCAAAUUGUGUGAUUGAAUAACUGUUCAAUUUUUCGAGGAAAUAUUUCAAAAGAAAAAAAUGUGGAAAAGUCCACAAGAAACUGGAUUUUUCGACAUGUAAGCAAGAUCAGGAAUACAUACUUGGCACAUUCGGUCCCUUUCCCAUUUGGUCAGCAUAACAUCUCCAUUAUGGUUGCCACGAAUAAGAUAGAAUUCGAAGACCUACUAGAAGAAAUUGGGGACUAUGGCUGGUUUCAGAAAAAAAUGAUGGCGACUUUUUUGUGUCCAGUGUCCAUGGCACUUCCAGUUUUAGCUAUGAACAUUCUAUUUUUGGUGAAUACUCCUGACCAUUGGUGUCAUGUUCCAGAAGUAGCGCGAAGUAAUUUAACAGCCGAGGUCCAGAAACACUUAUUCAAACACAAUCAGUCUUCUUGCUUUAUGUAUGAUUUAAAUUACACUGAAUGGAUACAGUCGAAUUAUUCCUACGUGCCGGAUAAUACUCCUGUGAUUCCAUGUAAUAAUGGAUGGGAAUACAGCAAAGCCUAUUUCGAUGAAACAGCUGCCAGCAAGUGGAACAUGGUAUGCGGCGACAGUCAUUAUUCCAAUUUAGCCCUCACAUUAUCGAAUUCUGGGGGAGCAAUCGGAACUUUCAUUUACGGAGCUUUGGGUGACAGAAUCGGCAGAAGACCUGUGUUUUUCAUCAUAGUCUCGGUCACAGUAGUCACCGCUGCAGCAUCUCUUCUGGUGUCGAAUUUCAUGGCAUUCUUAGUGUUGCGCACAAUAAACGGCGGUCUCAUGUCUUCUUUGUUCCAGUUACCUUAUGUCAUAGUGCUUGAACUAGUCGGUCCUAGCAAGCGAGGCUUGUCAAAUGCUAUUCCUAACAUAUCGUGGGCAGUAGGGCUGUGUACUUUGCCACUGAUCGCAUACCUCAGCAAGCACUGGGUGACUUUAGGUUUCGUCUGCACUUCUCUUGCUGUACUAAUGUUUGGAUACUGGAAGUUCUUACCUGAAUCCCCGAGAUGGUAUUUGGCGCAUGAGAAGUAUGAAGAAGCCGCCGAUGUUCUAAUGAUGAUUGCAAAGACGAACGGUAAAAAGGUGGAACGGCAAGAUAUUUUGAUGAAAGCAAAAAUUCUUGGUGAGAGGGUACAGAAAGAGAAAAGUAAUGAGAACAAGGAGAGCAGUGCCCUAGAUCUUCUGAGAUACCCUAAUUUAAGAAAAAAAUUCUUGAUUGUGACAUUCUGCUGGGCAGCCAACGAUUUGGCCUACUACGGUCUUCAAUACAAUCUACCAAACCUGGAGGGUAAUCCCUUUCUAACAUUUUUCGCACUGACAAUAGUCGAGUUUCCCGGACUGCUGUCCAUCUGGUACUUGAUGGAGAAAUUUGGGAGACGGUGGUCAUCGGCUUCAUUCUUGGGACUGGCCGGAUUCGCUUGCCUGGUAGUGGCUGUGGUGCCUGAAGAUGUUCCCCAUGUGGCAGUUAUCUGUUCUGUCAUCGGAAAGUUUGGUUCAACUUCAUCGUUCAUGGCUAUCUACUUACAGAGUUCUGAACUGUAUCCCACACCAGUGAGAUCUGUUGCCAUGGGGAUAACCGGUGCGGUCGGAUGCGCUGCGAUUGUCGUAGCACCUUAUAUUGUUUACCUAGCUGUCUUCGGCAAGUACAUUCCUUUUCUGGUAAUAGGACUUACUGCUGUACUUGCAAGUUUCAGCGGGACUUUCCUUCCUGAAACACUGGACGAAAUUCUGCCUCAAACCAUUCAAGAUGGCGAGACUUUCGGAAAGAAUCAAAAAUACUUUUCAUGCACGAGGAAAAGAAGAAGAUCUUCUCCAACUGAAGAACAAACUGUGAAAGCGUGAAAUAACUUGGCUCUUUAUGCAGUUUUAAAAAUAGGAUUGAGUUAAAUAAAAUUUCAUAUAAAUAUCAGUUUACCCAUUUUAAAUAGUUAAACACCUUUGUCGUUUUUCAACUUACUGUAUUUUUGUGAUUCAUAUAUACAUAUAUGUAUAACUCUGCCUUCUGAUUGGAACACAAGCGUUGUAUUCCCAUUAUAUAAAAA